AUGAUGGCAAACGCUUGUUUUCGUCAAGCGAUCACAUCCACAAACAUCGCUAUGCAGUCAAUUGCUGACGAGCAGAACAAAGUGCUGGAUGAGCUGAGGAAAGAAGUCGCAUUAAACACUGCAAAAAUCAAUACAAUACUUGAGCGAACGCCGCUGCCAACUACACCUCAUCUUCCUAGAUCGCAGCUCACGUUAAACCUGCGUAAAAGGCCACGAUUAUUAAUUCCUGACGAAUCACCGCAGCGCGUGAAUACUUGUGAAGGUACCAAAGACAUCGAAGCAGAUGAUGCAAUACCGUUGGCUACUGCUAGAAAGGAUCAGCUUUUUUGGUUAUACCUGUCUGGUUUCGAUCCUAAAGCAACAGUGCAACAAUUAGAAAAACUCAGAGGAAUCGAUCGUUACGUCACCGCAUUAUCUCCAUUUAGCAACCGCCACUUAGAUGAUUCUACUGCUCACAACGAACAAAUAACAAACCUUUCGCACAACGAUACAUUAUGUCCAGCUGUUCGAAUUUCGAAUCAAAAUAACCAAGAUCACAUUGUUCCCGCUAUCGCAAAUCGCUCUUUGACUUUCUACCAACAAAACGUGCGAGGCCUCCGUACAAAAACUAAUAAAUUACUGCUGGCCCUGUCUCUGUGUGACUAUGACGUCAUCGCCCUUACAGAAACUUGGUUGCACCAUGAUAUCCGCAAUUCGGAACUUACACACAAUUAUGCCAUUUAUCGAUGUGAUAGAAACACACAGACCAGCCAGCACAGGCGCGGCGGAGGAGUUCUUAUUGCCGUUAAGAAUGAAUUUCGUAGCACUGCUGUUUGUGUCGCAGACAGCGAUCAGCUGGAGCAGGUUAUUGUUCGAAUCUCGUUAGAAAAAUUUGAUUUAAUUGCCUGCUGUGUGUAUCUGCCACCGAACAUUUUAUCAACCGGACUGUUCCAAAUAAACAAUGUAACGAAUUUCAAUGGAAGACUGCUCGAUCUAGCAUUCAUUAAUGAUAGUAGCCGAGUGGUAUUACUGGAGCCACCGUUACCAUUGCUGCCUAUUGACCAACAUCAUCGUCCUUUUGCUAUAACAUUUGAGUUUGCCUAUGAUGAGAGAGACGAUUUUAAAGUUACGAGCCCACUCAAUUUCGAUUUUAACCGAUGUGACUUCGAGUUGUUAAACAGACUGUUUGCUGAGACUCGCUGGGAGGAAAUUCUUUCUGACUGCAAUGCUGAUGAUGCUGUUGUACGAUUUUACGAGCAUGUCUACGAUAUCCUGCACGGGGCUGUGCCUACAAAGCAACAAUUUGGUCAACGUCUCCGUAAACAACCGUGGUGGAACAACCAGCUACAGCAUCUGCGAAACCGACUCCGCAAGGUAAGGAAAAAGUUUUUUAGGUGGAGAGAUGAGAGGCACAAAGCUGAGCUGCGUGACAUUGAGAGCGAAUACAACUCUUUGCAUGCGCACUGCUUUCGCUGCUAUAUUCGCCGCGUGGAAGACAACAUCAAACAUGACCCUGCAUCGUUUUGGGCGUACAUAAGGAACCGGAAGCAACAAGGCGGAAUUCCUCAACGUGUGCGUUACCUGGACACUGCAGCCGAAACCCCGCUAGAGGCAGCAAACUUGUUCUCAUCCUUCUUCCGAACUGUGCAAAGUACAAACUUACCACCUUCGUCUGAAGAGUAUUUGAGCAGUUUGCCGCUGUUCGACUUGAACAUGCCGCUUUUCAACUUUUCGCUUAAUGAUGUGACGUCGAAGCUGCGAUCUAUUGAUGGAUCGAAAAGCGCCGGACCGGACAGACUGCCGCCUCUACUUUUUAAAAACUGUGCUGUGACGCUCGCUAUUCCUGCAUCGAUUAUUUUCAACUUAUCGAUGUCGGAAGGAAAUUUCUCGAGUGUGUGGAAGACUGCUGCUAUUACACCCGUACAUAAAGCAGGUAGUAUGAACGACGUCUCAAACUACCGAGGAAUUUCGAUUUUGAGUUGUUUGCCAAAGGUUUUCGAAAGUCUUAUCCAGGACUCGCUUUACCCGAAAAUACAUCAUAUGAUUUCGGAACACCAGCACGGAUUUGUUAAAAAACGUUCGACAGUUACCAACAUGAUUGCCUAUGUUUCUGCUUUGACGAGAGCGCUCGAAAAGCGCCAGCAAGUUGACGCCGUUUACGUUGAUUUUGCUAAAGCUUUCGAUAGAGUGCCACACCUUCUGAUGGUUACCAAGCUGCAAAAAAUGGGAUUUUCUUCAUGGCUGACUCAGUGGAUACUGUCGUAUCUAACCGAUCGAAAUGCUUUUGUACGUGUGCAUGGUACUAAUUCACUUCCAUUUGAAAUUCGAUCAGGUUUGCCCCAAGAAAGUCACUUGGGCCCACUGCUAUUCAUUCUUUUUGCAAACGAUCUGUGUUCAACUAUAAAAUCUCCAAAGUACAUGUUCGCGGAUGAUCUAAAGUUUUAUCGUGUAAUAUCAUCGAGAGUUGACUGUUGUGCUAUACAAUCGACAUAG
Molecule: messenger RNA, 2472 nt
Organism: Wyeomyia smithii (pitcher-plant mosquito)
Lineage: Eukaryota; Metazoa; Arthropoda; Insecta; Diptera; Culicidae
Exons: 3
Coding region: 1-2472 (823 amino acids)
Source: RefSeq, a predicted model, not a curated record